This is a messenger RNA of Trachemys scripta elegans, 2241 nucleotides long. RefSeq names its product TUB bipartite transcription factor (gene TUB). The coding region runs from base 303 to 1871 and encodes 522 amino acids. Gene Ontology annotation, biological process: protein localization to cilium. Lineage: Eukaryota; Metazoa; Chordata; Testudines; Emydidae. Gene Ontology annotation, cellular component: cilium. The transcript has 13 exons. The record is from RefSeq and is a predicted model, not a curated record.
CCUGUUCCAGCCUCCCGCGGCCGCCAGCCGGGGACGGGAGAGAGACAAGCGGGGCAGAGCCGCCGGUUGCUGGCUCUAUGCUGCCCGCCCCGGCGCUAGGAGCCCGCCCCGGGGGGAUGCUGGUGCUGGGAUUGCUGCUGGGAUAACCCCCGCCGCCCUCCUCCGCCUGCUGCCGCCCGGUCCAGACGGAGGAUGCUGCCCGGGUCGCGGGGGACUCUGACCAGGGGACCAGCGGCAGCGUCCUCUCCUCCGGCUCCGAGCGCUCGUGCUGCCCCUGGAGCAGCCGCCUACCCCGGGGAGCGAUGACUUCAAAGCACCAGGCGGACUGGAUCCCGUACAGUGUUUUAGAUGAUGAAGGUAGCAAUCUGCGUCAACAAAAGCUUGACAGACAGCGAGCAUUGCUAGAACAGAAGCAGAAAAAAAAACGCCAGGAGCCACUAAUGGUUCAGUCCAAUGUAGACAGCCGCACAAGAACACGAAGAAUGAAACAUUCAGAGGAACAAGCGCCGUUGGUUGAAUCGUAUCUUAACAGCAACAGCAGCACCAUUUUUCAUGUUCAGGAGGCCGAGCAGGAAGAUGUAAAGGUGGUAGCAGAUGUUCAAGCUCCAAAAUCGACUAAAAAAACCAAGGCAGCAGCUGCAAGCUGUCAAACUGGCAGCACGAGAAAGGAGAAAAAGGGGAAACACAAAGGAAUUGAUGGCCCUGCUGCAUUUCAAGAUGAUGUUCAGGAGGUAGGAAGCCAAAUUCAGAUUCUUACUGUUGGGCAGUCUAGCCACAAUGAAGAUGAUGGAGAGACGAUGGCUAGUGGCCAACAACAAAGCAGGCUGGACCUUAGAGUAACAAUGCAGAAAAAGGAUCCCCACGCAAAUACAUCCUGGUCCACUUCCACCUCCCAAUCCAGUCUUGUGGCCCUGGAUCAUGUUCCAGGCAUUUCAAGCAGCAUGAAUUUUGAUGAAGAGGAUGAGGAUGAUGAAGACAGCUCAAGUUCCUCCCAGUUAAACAGUAACACCCGUCCUGGCUCUGCAACAAGCAAGAAAUCAAACAAGGAGGCAGCCUCAGCUCCCAGCCCUUCCGCAAAUGAGCCUGUCAUAGAUGUUGAUGACCUGGAGGAGUUUGCUGUGAGACCUGCUCCACAGGGCGUCACCGUCAAAUGCCGAAUCACAAGAGACAAGAAGGGAAUGGACCGAGGAAUGUACCCUACCUAUUACCUCCACUUGGAAAGGGAGGAUGGUAAAAAGGUAUUUCUAUUAGCCGGAAGGAAGCGAAAGAAGAGCAAAACUUCUAAUUACCUCAUCUCUAUAGACCCAACUGACCUGUCUCGAGGUGGAGAGAGUUUCAUUGGAAAACUAAGAUCAAAUCUUAUGGGGACUAAGUUUACAGUAUAUGACAAUGGAGUAAAUCCAAUGAAAACAACAUCAAGCCUAGAAGCAAGUAACCUGCGUCAGGAGCUAGCUGCUAUUUGCUAUGAAACAAAUGUCUUGGGAUUUAAAGGACCUCGCAAAAUGAGUGUGGUCAUACCAGGAAUGAAUAUGGACCAUGAAAGAGUUUCUAUCCGACCACGUAACGAACAUGAAACGCUUCUUGCAAGAUGGCAGAACAAAAAUACAGAGAGCGUCAUUGAGCUGCAUAACAAAACUCCGGUCUGGAAUGAUGACACCCAGUCCUAUGUUUUAAAUUUCCAUGGUCGAGUCACACAGGCCUCUGUGAAAAACUUCCAAAUUAUUCACGAUAAUGAUCCUGACUAUAUAGUGAUGCAGUUUGGCCGUGUGGCUGAGGAUGUAUUCACCAUGGACUACAACUACCCAAUGUGUGCACUACAAGCCUUUGCUAUUGCCCUCUCCAGCUUUGACAGCAAAUUGGCUUGUGAGUAAACAGGAGUGGUAGAGUCUCUACACAGCUGAGCAGUAUACCACAAGGGAAAACAACAUGAUUCCAAAUUCUCACUGGUAUCAUUUAUGGUUCAUACAAACCAGGCCAGGUAAAAUUCAUUUUUGGAAGGACCACCAUAUUGCUGGGGAGAAAAUAAUUGGAAUCUUUUAAACAUUCAGGACAUUCAGGAAAUAUUGUUUUAUCUGUUAUAUAUUUUUCUGGAAGUGGCAUCAAGUUUCUGUAAAUAAAAGUCCUGUCUGAUAUUCUUAGCUAUGUUAUGGAGAGGUGCCAUGAUGUACUGAACCAUGAAGUAACACCAUUCCCAGUGGUGUCUCUUUUCUAAAUCCAUGAAAGCUAUCUUAAAAAAAAAAA